This is a messenger RNA of Nicotiana attenuata, 459 nucleotides long. RefSeq names its product protein RALF-like 24. The transcript has a single exon. Lineage: Eukaryota; Viridiplantae; Streptophyta; Magnoliopsida; Solanales; Solanaceae. The record is from RefSeq and is a predicted model, not a curated record. Bases 1 to 459 code for a protein of 152 amino acids.
AUGACAACACCGCCUGGGGAAAAGCUAGAAAUUCACUUUCCAAUCAAGAAAGUGGUAAAGACUCAAUCUUUUUUCCACCCAUUGAAGACCCUUUUCUUUUUGCUUAUUUUCAGCCAUACCCAGAUGAGAUUUUGUGAUGGGGUUUCAGUUUUGGACCUUAAUUCAGCUAAAGAUAGUAACUUUGAGCUAAUAGGCAAAAGGGGUUGUUCUGAAAAGUUAAAUAAAUGCUCAAAAAUUGUGGAUGAAGAGGAUAUGAUGGAUAGUGAAAGCAAUAGAAGAGUUUUGUUGAUGCAAAAGAAGUACAUAAGUUAUGGUACAUUGAAGAGAGAUUUGGUGCCUUGUAAUACUCCUGGGGCUUCAUAUUAUGAUUGCAAAGCUCCUGGGGCAGCUAAUACUUAUAACAGAGGUUGUGAGAUUAUUACAAGAUGUGCUAGGGUGGUCAGUAACAUCAAAUCUUGA